AAACCUCAUCAGCUGCGGAAGGCACACGGAGCACAGGUCUCUUCUUUGGAAACACUUUUUUUAUUUUACAGUUCAAGGAAAAGGACAGAAAAAUGCCCAAAGCGGUCAACGUUCGCGUCACCACCAUGGACGCUGAGCUGGAGUUUGCCAUCCAGCCCAGUACCACUGGCAAGCAGCUGUUUGACCAGGUGGUAAAAACCAUCGGCUUACGUGAGGUCUGGUACUUUGGACUUCAGUAUACGGAUAGCAAAGGUUACCAAACAUGGCUAAAACUGGACAAAAAGGUGUCGUCCCAGGAUGUGAAGAAGGAGAACCCGCUGCAGUUUAAGUUUCGGGCCAAGUUCUUCCCAGAGGAUGUGUCUGAAGAGCUGAUCCAGGACAUCACCCAGAAGCUUUUCUUCCUGCAGGUGAAGGACGGCAUCCAGUGCGACGAGAUUUACUGUCCGCCAGAGACAGCCGUGCUGCUGGCCUCCUACUCUGUUCAGGCCAAGUUUGCAGACUACAACAAAGAAGUCCACCAGCCAGGAUACCUGCUGUCUGAACGCCUGCUGCCACACAGAGUCCUGGAGCAGCACAAGUUAUCCAAAGAGCAGUGGGAGGAGAGAAUUCAGGUGUGGCACGAGGAGCAUCAUUCGAUGUUGAAGGAGGACGCUAUGCUGGAGUACCUGAAGAUUGCCCAGGACCUGGAAAUGUAUGGAAUCAACUACUUUGAAAUCAAGAACAAGAAGGGAACAGAGCUGUGGCUGGGAGUGGAUGCCCUAGGACUCAAUAUUUAUGAGAAGGAUGACCAAUUGACCCCAAAGAUUGGUUUCCCCUGGAGUGAAAUCAGAAACAUUUCUUUCAACGAUAAGAAGUUCAUCAUCAAGCCCAUCGACAAAAAAUCUCCAGACUUUGUUUUUUACGCACCAAGACUGCGUAUAAACAAGCGCAUCCUGCAGCUGUGCAUGGGUAACCAUGAGUUGUACAUGCGUCGCCGCAAGCCUGACACUAUCGAGGUGCAGCAGAUGAAGGCCCAGGCCCGAGAGCAGAAGCAAUGUAAACAGUUAGAAAGGGCAAGGCUGGAGAAUGAGAAGAAGAAGAGAGAGUCGAUCGAGAAAGACAAGGAAAGGAUGGAGGAAGAGAAGAAGGAUCUGAUGAUGAGGCUCUACCAGUAUGAGCAGCAGACCAAGAGGGUAGAGAGAGAUCUGCAGGAACAGUGUCAGAGAGCCAUGGGGCUGGAGCAGGAGCGGAGGAGAGCCGAGGAGGAGGUGACUCGUAUGGAGUGCGAGCGUCAGGCCGCCCUGCUGGCUAGAGAAGAGCUGUUACGCAGUUCAGAGAACCAGAAGAAGUGUCAGGAACAGAUGGCUUCAGACCUGGCAGAGCACACAGCAAGGAUCGCCAAGCUGGAGGAGGAAAAGAGAUGCAAGGAGGAGGAGGCCAACUCAUGGCAGCUGAGGGCCAGGGAGGCCGAGGACGAUCUGGAGAAGACCAAGGAGGAGUUGCAGAUGCAGGUGCCGAUGAUGAUGCCGAUGAUGAUGCCCCCACUGCCACCUCCACCUCCCCCCAUGUACGACCACCUGGAUGAGAACAGCGACAGCGAGGAGAAUGCCAGCACGCACAGCGCCGAAUUGCAGACUGAGGGCAUCAACGGCCACAGCAAAGAAGAGGAUCGCUUGACUGAGGCCCAGAAGAACGAGCGCAUCCAGAACCAGCUGAAGGCCCUGACCACAGAGCUGGCUCAGGCGCGUGAUGAAUCCAAGAACACCCAUAACGACCUUCUUCACGGCGACAACGUCCGCAGUGGCCGAGACAAAUACAAGACCCUGCGGCAGAUCAGGCAGGGCAACACCAAGCAGAGGAUCGACGAGUACGAGGCCUUAUAAAAGAAAAAAAUCCUUCGGCCCCUUGGCUGCGACACGACAUCUUUGCUAACACACAUGGACACAAACAAACUCACAUCAGCCGCAGACUAAACUGAAGCAGUAUAAGCAUCACAUACAGAAAGACGCACUCCUUGAGUGAGUGUGCGGGGCUUUGCAAAUCCUUCGGAGCAAACUUAGUGCCAAAACCUCUCUUCUUAGUGUUUCAGAUCUUAUUUGUGUAUUUGAUCGUGUGUAAUUUGAUCUAAUUCAGACCAAAUCAUCACUGUUUUUAUCCAGAGGUGUGACGAAGUAGUGGGACUAGCCAAAUUUUAUUAUGACGUCAUGAUGUGCACAUAUAAUAUGUAAUCAAAGCCUCACUUCUUUUUGAUGUCUGUCAUUUGUCGGAUAGGAGGAAAAGGACAGUUUGUCGCUUAUAGCAGCCACUCAGAAAGGGGUAAAACAGUAUAGGAAGGAAAAUGUAUGUUUGUUUUUGUUUUCCAUUAUAUUUGAACACUUCCAUUUAUGUUUAAUAUUGUUAUACAGUAGUUAAAAAUCAUAGCUAGUUUGAUAUUUAUGCUGUAUAUGGGACAUCCAAAAGGGUAUUUCAUCUUGGUUUGUAUAUUUUUGCUAUCUACUAAUGAUAUUGAAAACAUUUAAUAUGUUUUAUAUAUUCACCAAAAUAUUAGCAGUCUUAUGUUCCAUAUGUUUUCCUUUAGAUCACUAAAUUAAAGAGAUUUUACUGUAAAUUAUUAUUUUUUACUGUAGGAUAUAUCAAACUGCAUGCCAUUAAAUCAGUUAAUGAGACUGCUAGCUAUCUAGGUACUUAUGAUUUUUUUUUGUUUGUUUUUUGCCGUGCAAUUCACAGCAUGCUGAGGAACGUCUGUAUCCUCAGAGCUCUACCUUGACUGGGACACUUGGGUUUAAUAUAUUUUAUUUUCCGUUCUGUGUCAUGUCGUUGUUAAAUGAGAGAUGCAGCAUGUGCUGUGUGCUUUUAUUCUCCUAAGUGGCCUUUCUCUCUGGCUGUCGCCCUGCAGGGAUCAGUCCCAGACAGUUGGUUUUCAUCCAAGGUGAUUAGUCACAAAAAAAUAUGGAAGCUUUUAGUUCUCUUAGUUGUAAACCUAAUGAGGGUUGAGGUGAAUGUUUUCAUUUUUACCGCUUGGUCACAAUGGACAGACCGAGACAGAACACCUCACUGUCCUCUCUCUGGAUAUGGACGAGAGUAGCAUCCACUGACACUGUAAUUGAAACAGCUCUGCUGACCUUUGUAUAUGAACAGGAUUUUAUAAUGAGGUGUUCAACAUAUUGGCAAUAAAGAAAAAUCGAUGAUU
This is a messenger RNA of Plectropomus leopardus (leopard coralgrouper), 3169 nucleotides long. It is a transcript of the gene ezrb, whose product is annotated as ezrin b. Gene Ontology annotation, cellular component: cytoskeleton. The record is from RefSeq and is a predicted model, not a curated record. NCBI's taxonomy places the organism in Eukaryota, Metazoa, Chordata, Actinopteri, Perciformes, Serranidae. Gene Ontology annotation, molecular function: actin binding.